GCAGAUGAGACAGGUGAUUGCAAAAUGGCGGAAGUUCAGUGAGUUUGUCUUGACCUUCAUUGUUUCCAGAAUUUUCCACUCUUAGUCACCGCGAUGUCGUAAAAAGUAUACUUUUCACUUAUUGGAUAAUGCGUAGAAGAGUUUGGCUGGCAAAAGAGCUUUUGUGACAACAACUGACCAGACAACGACAAAGCAGUAUUUAGGACAAAGGACAAAGCAGCAACAGAAGAAACUGUUUAAGAAUCCACUAUGGAGUUCAGAGUAGAGAGUAACAUGUCUAAGAGCCAGGCGUUCCUCCUGCUGCUAAAGAUGGCGGCCUCGGCAGCGAUCUCUUACUACACUCUCAAGUGGCUCCUGGACCAGGUGGACCCCACUAGGAAACAGAAAGUGGAGGCCAAGAAGAAGGCCAGUGCAAUCAUGAAGAAACUUGGAAUAUCUGGAGUCAGGUUGAAUGAGUAUGAGCUGACCAUAGCUGCCCAUCUGGUUGACCCCGGCAGUAUGACGGUGUCCUGGACAGACAUCGCCGGUCUGGAGGACACCAUCAACGAGCUGCAGGAGACCGUCAUCGUCCCCUUCCAGAAACACUCCAUGUUUGAAGGGUCACAGCUCCUACAGCCACCUAAAGGUGUGCUGCUGUACGGCCCACCAGGCUGUGGGAAGACCAUGAUCGCCAAGGCGACGGCCAAAGAGGCAGGAUGUCGCUUCAUCAACCUGCAGCCCUCCGUGCUGACAGACAAGUGGUACGGGGAGUCACAACGGCUGGCAUCGGCUGUGUUUCAUCUGGCCACUAAGAUACAGCCUGCGAUCAUCUUUAUCGAUGAGAUUGACUCAUUCCUGAGAACCCGUCAGUCUCAGGACCACGAGGCCACCGCCAUGAUGAAGGCAGAGUUCAUGUCACUCUGGGACGGACUGGCAACUAACCCAAGAUGUAAAGUUAUGGUGAUGGGAGCCACCAACAGACCUCAGGACGUGGACCAGGCUAUCCUCAGACGGAUGCCAUCAAGGUUCUGGAUCAAUGUACCUAAUGAGAAACAAAGAGAAAGCAUUUUACAGCUCAUCCUGGCAAAUGAAGUUGUGUCUGAAGAUGUGAAGUUGAGGAAAAUCGCGGAGCAGACGGACACGUUUUCGGGGAGUGACUUGCGGGAGGUUUGUCGUAACGCGUCCGUGUACCGCGUACGGGAUCUCAUGAAGGAGGAGAAGGCCAAUAAGGAGAAAGAACAACAACAACAAGACCAACAACAACAACAGACAGAUGAGCAGAAGGUGCAGGACCAGGCUGGAGACACAGGGGGCACUGUGGAAGGUGCAGUGGGAGGCGCACCUGCAAAGCCAGAAGAGUCCCAGACAGACAGUGGACAGCCGACACUCCGCCCCAUCACUAUGUCAGACCUGCAGUUAGCUGUCAACAAACUCAAGGAGACCAAAAACACAACGUCUGAACACACCAGGAACAUGUACAGCUGAAAACUCUCCCAUCCAUACACUCCAGAAACAUCAAGUCCAUCUGUGUUGGUAGUAAUCAUAGUAAAACAUUAAACUUUAUUCCAACACACAACACAAUUAUCAAAUUUUCAGCGACCGCUGUCGCCUUCAUCAGGAUAAUUAUUGACCAAUCACUUCACAACGUGAUCUCGCUAGAGUUACGGUUACAAACACGUGACCUUAUUCACAUCAGAAAAGUGUACAGCUGAAAAAUGAACAGCUCAAAACUGUCCUCUUAGGCCCACUUUAGACAGCAGUACUGGCAACAGUGUGAUCACUGUGUAAAGAGAAUUCCUGACAGUGUAGUCCCAACAAUUUCCAAAUUGUCAACGGAAAACUUGACGCUGUUUGGAAUUAGAUUAGUGUGAUAUUACCAUAGUUUUAUGUCCAAAAUAGAACACAGGCUUUGACCACAUCCAGAACAGAUACAUGUUUAUUAUUUCAAGUCCACUAUGGGGAAAUAAUUUUGGACAAAUAAUCAGAAUGUUACGUCCUUGUUUUGUGAAAUUCUUUGUUUUUAUAGUUUUAAUUUGCUAUACAGAAUGAUUUUUUAUGCAUGAUUCUGUUCUAUAUAAUUAUGUGUGUGCCACAAAACAAAACAAGAAAAGAUACAAGUGUACAAAGUGAGAAUCUUUUCCUUGAUUGUCUUCAGCGUCUGUUUUGCCAGUAGAAGGCCAAUUUCUUCCAGAGCAAAUAAUGAUAAUAAAUAUUGUUUUAAUAUUUGGUACUUAAAGGCCUUGAAAUAGUUGAAUUGCUCUGAUGCUCACAAUAACCAACUUGGUAGAGACAUUUUAACAUCUUCUCUUUGGUGUCGCUACUCUAAAAAGUAGAUGGAUUGCUAUUUAACUUGUCUAAUCAUAAUACAAUAACUAAAGGCUAUGUCAAAAAGUUCUGGAGAGUAAUGUGUCAGAUCACUCAGAUGUUAGGUUAUAUGAUAGUUGGACUUACAACGUUUGAUAAAUUGCAUCUAAAGUCAGAAAAACAGUCAUUCCUCAAUAAUGUCUGAAUAAAGGCCUUCCUAGUGAUCUAGGUGCUCUGCAACAAAUCUUGCUGCUUUAAAGAGAUUAAAAAUGUCUAAUAUCGUGGAUGUUGCGAUCCAAAAUGUAUUGGUUAAAGCUACUAAAAGAUUGAGAAGUGAGAUUUUUUUCUUGUUUUCCCUUUUGUCAAGGCUAAGAUAUAGGAAGUAAUGCUCAGGCCAAGAAAUUAGUCAGUCCAAGGGUUUAUUUGGUACUUAAAGGAAAAGUGUAUAAUUGUUGCAGAUUUGUGAAAUGGGAAUGAAAUUGAGUCAACGAAAUGUCAGCUCUUGUUAAAUAAGCGGUCGUGAAUAAAGAACUUUUCUGUUCAAUUGCUUUACCUGUUUUGUAUGUUUAAUAAUGAACCGUGUCCUUAGUAUAUUACCCAUCAGUGAAAAGAUUGCGGCUAGUUUCAGUGCAUUAUGUACAUUUACACUGGAUUGGGAAAUACAAGUACUCUAAAUUAGCUUGGCUUAAAUGGCCCUGAUAUGGGCAUACAUGUAUUUCAUAAUGUGGUGUGGCUAGAAAUUAUGUCUGAAUAGUGUUGGGAAAGUUAUCUUCAUAUUUCCAAGUUGGAAUUCAUUUUGUAUGCAAGCACAUUAAUGUAGAAAUGUUGUGUAUUUAAUUAUGCUAUGACUGACUUUUCUGCAUAUACCAACAUUGUAUACAACAUUACAAUGUGUAAUGUUACAUGCAAAGCCAAACCAUUUUUGCUUUCACGUAUAGACGUCAUGUUAUUUGAAAUGUGUGUAUUUCAGUUGUUUUUUUUUAAGACUAAUAUCAAGCUAAUGUUUUAUGUACUACAU
Molecule: messenger RNA, 3301 nt
Organism: Branchiostoma belcheri (Belcher's lancelet)
Lineage: Eukaryota; Metazoa; Chordata; Leptocardii; Amphioxiformes; Branchiostomatidae
Product: ATPase family AAA domain-containing protein 1-B-like
Exons: 10
Coding region: 250-1464 (404 amino acids)
Cellular component (GO): mitochondrial outer membrane
Molecular function (GO): ATP binding; ATP hydrolysis activity
Source: RefSeq, a predicted model, not a curated record